ACCCAUCGAUCGUGAUGUAAGAAUACGGCAUAAAGUAUAAUCGGAAACUAUAAACGUGUGGAAAAUCUUUUCCAUUAAUUUCGAUCCAAUUUAUUCCCAUAUUUAGAGAUCCGAUCGAGAUGUAUCCAACUGUUUCAACAACUGGACCGCAAGAUCAAAAUGGAGGAACUGACGGAUAGAUCGAUAAUCCUCAGUAAUUUUAGUGAAUAUCAUUGAUCACUUUGCUUGUCAACGUGAUUAGCAUGGAAUGGAUGGAUCCUGUCCACUCCUCUUUCCAUCUUUUGGGGAGAAGAAUAGUUCUGAACGAGGAAUCGGAUAUACAGCACAGAAAGCGUCUCUAUACAGGCCACCCUCGGAUGCGAUUGAUCUUGGAUACCAUACCCUUGACAACAGUGGUUGCCGUGUACCUUCUUCAUCUGCUAUUACAUCCGUACCUACUAGACAACAACCACUAUCGCAAACGAAAAGAGCAUAUGUUACAGGUCUUUAUCAACUUGAUGAUGAGUUGUUAUUAAAAAUAUUUUCCUGGCUAAGUACUAGAGAUCGUUGCGCUUUGGCGCAAACUUGUAGACGUCUUUGGGAAAUAGCGUGGCAUCCGUCAUUAUGGAAGGAAGUUGAAAUACAAUAUCCUCAAAAUGCGACUAUAGCGUUAAAUGCUUUAGCGCAACGAGGAUGUCACUCUUGUAUUCGCCGGUUGAUAUUAGAAGGUGCCACAGGUCUUCCUGGAGUCUUUCGACAACUGCCAUUUUUAAGUUUAACUUCUCUAAUUUUACGUCAUUCGCGACGCGUCACGGAUGCUAACGUGACUGCCAUUUUAGAUAAUUGCGUGCAUUUAAAAGAAUUAGAUUUAACUGGAUGCGUGAGUGUAACUAAAGCAUGUAGCCGGAUAACAUCGUUGCAAUUACAGUCGCUUGAUUUAAGCGAUUGCCACAAUAUUGAAGAUUCUGGAUUGGUAUUAACGCUCUCUCGUAUGCCACAACUGGCGUGUCUUUAUCUCCGACGGUGUGUACGUAUUACCGAUGCUAGUUUUGUCGCUAUUGCAUCUUAUUGUGGAAAUUUACGACAAUUAUCUGUAUCCGAUUGCGCUAAAAUAACAGAUUUCGGUGUACGUGAGGUGGCUGCACGUCUUGGUCCAUCAUUGAGAUAUUUUUCUGUUGGAAAAUGUGACCGUGUAUCCGAUGCCGGUCUACUUGUAGUAGCCAGACAUUGUUAUAAAUUACGUUAUUUGAAUGCACGUGGUUGCGAAGCAUUGAGCGAUAGCGCCACUUCUGCUUUAGCACGUGGAUGUCCACGACUUAGAGCUCUCGACAUUGGAAAAUGCGAUAUUGGUGAUGCAACGCUCGAAGCUCUUUCCACCGGCUGUCCUAAUUUGAAAAAGCUCUCUCUUUGUGGUUGCGAACGUAUCACUGAUGCUGGACUGGAAGCAUUAGCUUAUUACGUGCGUGGUUUAAGACAGUUAAAUAUCGGAGAAUGUCCUAGAGUAACUUGGGUUGGAUACCGUGCAGUUAAACGUUAUUGUCGCCGAUGCGUUAUAGAACAUACUAAUCCUGGUUUCUCCAGUUGAUCUAUAUUUACUUUAAUCUCUUGCUUCUACUAUCUGCGAUAUAUUUAUUAACAAAUAUCAAUUUCACUGCUUAAUUAAAUAUUAAUUUAUAUAUAUACUAAAAUAGAUUUGUAAAAAUAUAUUUUGCGUAUUGCUUAAAAAACGCAUUCGCUAUUUAUUGUUUUUUUUAUAUUUUAAUACAUUAUA
Molecule: messenger RNA, 1750 nt
Organism: Polistes dominula (European paper wasp)
Lineage: Eukaryota; Metazoa; Arthropoda; Insecta; Hymenoptera; Vespidae
Gene: Fbxl7
Product: F-box and leucine-rich repeat protein 7
Biological process (GO): SCF-dependent proteasomal ubiquitin-dependent protein catabolic process
Cellular component (GO): SCF ubiquitin ligase complex
Molecular function (GO): protein binding
Source: RefSeq, a predicted model, not a curated record